AUGACACAUAUCGGCAUGUUAACUCCAAAACGAUUUCCUAUGGAACGAAGUCUUAGCUUGUUGGAAAUCAAUCGACGUGUUAUUCGUAGUCCAUUUCAUGAUGAUGAUGAUGAUAAUGUAAAUAAUUCUUCACGUACUAAUCAUUUUGCUAUGGCAGAUGAUGCAAGAAUAUCUUCAAGCAAAAAACCAAAAGCAUGGUCUGUACGUGCUCGAAGAGAUGUACCUAACGUUUUACGUGGUGAUAGAUUUAUUCCACGUCGUAUUGAUCUUGAUUGUGAUUUUGCACUUGAUAUGCUUGUUUCUGGAAAUCUUCAAUACAAGUCUCAUGUAACAUCAUCAAAUAACGAACAAAUUACUUUAAUCAGUCAACAACGUCGUAUUAAAAAACGAACAAAUCAACAAGUACAAACAAAUUCAGCAAAGAAAACAAUGGAAUUACUUGAACAUUUUUUGCCACAAAAUCGACGAAUUUAUAAUUUUGGUGUUAAAACACUUCAACCCAGACCAAUAGAUCCAUGUGAUCUUGCUAGACAAAUCGAAGCAUUAACAAUCACAUCAAAAGAACGAUAUAUCAGUUCAACACCAGAACGCAUUCUUGAUGCACCUGAUUUAGUUGAUGAUUUUUAUUUAAAUUUAAUUGAUUGGGGUAAAACAUUAAAUAUGAUUGCUGUUGCUUUAUUAAAUUGUGUUUUCCUUUGGAACGAUGCUACCGGUAAUGUAACUAAAUUACUUGAACUUCAAUCAAAUGAUGAUGAAGAUGAUGAUGAACAAACACAAUACAUAUCAAGUGUUUCAUGGCACAAUCAAGCACCUUAUCUUGCUAUUGGAACAUCUUGUCAACAAGUACACAUAUAUGAUGUUAAGAAACAAACAUGCAAACGAAAAUUAAUUAGUAAUAAUAUGCUUGAUGACGAUGAUAGAAUCCCAAGUCUUGCAUGGAAUCAAAAUGUUAUUGCUUGUGGUACACGUAAUACAGGUGAUAUAAUUUUAUAUGAUGUACGCCAAAAAGAAUGUAUUAUUAAAUUCCAACAUCAUCGUCAAGAAAUUUGUGGUCUGAAAUGGUGUCCUAAUGGACGAUAUUUAGCUAGUGGUAGUAAUGAUAAUACUGUUUGUGUUUGGGAUUUUCAUCAAUGGUAUUCAAAUGGAGAUAUGAACAAUGGAACAGUUGGUGACGGUCUUUCAUCAUUAUUACCACCAACUGAUGAUAAUAAUACAAGAGGAAAUUCGCGUACAAAACCUUUGUGGCAUUUUAAAGAACAUAAAGCAGCUGUUAAAGCUAUUGCUUGGUGUCCAUGGGAAGGUUCGAAAUUAUUAGCAACUGGCGGUGGUCAUUCCGAUGGUUAUUUACGUUUUUGGAAUAAUAACAAUGGAACAUGUCAACAAUCUAUUGAUACAGAAUCACAAAUUUCAUCAAUUCUUUGGUCAACAGAUUAUAAACAAAUUAUAACUGGUCAAGGUCAUCCAAGUAAUGAUCUUUGUAUUUGGCAUUAUCCAUCAAUGGAAAAAUGUCAUACAUUGCGUGGACACACAUCACGAAUUCUAUCGGUAAUAAUGAGUCCCAGAGGAAAUCCAAUUGUUAGUCUGUCAGCUGAUGAAACAAUUCGGUUUUGGAAUUGUUUUCCAAUUGAUAUUCAACGAAAGAAAAAACUUGAAAUGACACGUGCAUAUUCACAUCCAACUCAACUUAAUUUUAAUUGUCGAUAA
This is a messenger RNA of Adineta steineri, 1704 nucleotides long. Lineage: Eukaryota; Metazoa; Rotifera; Eurotatoria; Adinetida; Adinetidae. The record is from the annotation of a GenBank genome assembly.